This is a messenger RNA of Bradysia coprophila, 4629 nucleotides long. RefSeq names its product Transmembrane O-mannosyltransferase targeting cadherins 2 (gene Tmtc2). Gene Ontology annotation, cellular component: endoplasmic reticulum membrane. The record is from RefSeq and is a predicted model, not a curated record. Lineage: Eukaryota; Metazoa; Arthropoda; Insecta; Diptera; Sciaridae. Gene Ontology annotation, molecular function: mannosyltransferase activity; protein binding. Gene Ontology annotation, biological process: protein O-linked glycosylation via mannose.
UUCAAAUCGAACGGAAGGGAGUAUAGCAAAACAGAAGAACAGAAAUAUUCAAUCGAGUUUUGUCCUUUAACGUUUUUAUGUGCGAUUCGGAAGUUUGUGACAAAAACGAAAAGGGAAAAAUUUUGAAAAGAAAAAUCUUUCAUUCUGAAUGAAAAUCGUGAAUGAAUUAAAAGAUUAAAUUAGCUUGCGACAUUUUAAUACAGAUAAUGAAUUUCAAUUAAUCAACUUUAUGAAUGUGUAUCCAUUCAAAGUGUAAAUAAAAAAAAUUAAUCUCAAAAUCCCACAACAUUUUCCGAUCAUAAAAAUAUAUUCAGUUACACUGUAAACCGUUGGCGUUAUAGUAAGAAAAUUUUCCAAUUAAAUUUCGGUAAUAAAUUUUCGUAUCUGGCACCGCAUGUAGGGACCAAGUGAUAGUGACAGUGUUAAAUGACAAAAGAAUUGCACAAUACCACAGCAAUGUAACAACUUUUUUUUUCUCUCUACUCUUUUCGAAAUUAAUAAGUCGAAAUUGGUAUUUUUUUCACAGUACAGUUGAAAAAUUAAUAACAAUUUUUAUUCGGUUUCGACUGUUGAGGCAAAAUUUUUAUUGAUUCAGAAAAUUUUUGUCUAUAUAAUAUAAGAGAGAGAGUGUUGGAAAUAUACAAAUAAAAAAAAACUCCAAUACGACAAAAAAGGGUGAAUGUGUGAUGGCAUUUUAAGAAGAAACGGUUACACAUUGUUGUAAGAUUUUACUAUCUCAAUAAAAGAGUCAGUGAAUUGUUCGGUGACGACGACGACGACGGCGACAACGUACAGAAUUUCCUUGCGGUUCAACAUCAAUUUACGUAAAAGCAAAUUAAAAUUAUUUCCAGUUAUAUUGAGAUAUGAUUUUUCAAACAUCUGGUAUCAUAUGUUAGCCAUGGCGCACCGCAUCAAGUCUAGGAUGGAUUACAUAGGCUUGGGUUGCUGUGCGCUUGCUUUCGUGCUGUAUCUUAACACCUUGGAUGCUGGCUUCGUUUAUGAUGAUAGACGGGCCAUUCUCGGCAAUCCGGAUGUGCUUGGUACCACACCCUGGCGAAAAUUAAUCCACCAUGAUUUCUGGGGAACGGAUCUGAGCGACACCGGUUCCCACGGAUCGUAUCGGCCAUUGUGUGUGCUCAGCUUCAAACUGAAUCAUGUUUUUGGUGGAUUUCGACCGGUCGGUUAUCAUUUGGUGAAUGUCCUGUUGCACUGUUUAGCAACAGGUUUGGUAGUUAAAGUGGCUCGUCAAUUAUUGCCACCGUUAUGGGGACCAGCUGUUGCUGGUGCAUUGUUUGCUUCACAUCCAAUACAUACGGAAGCUGUGGCUGGAAUUGUUGGCAGAGCCGAUUUGGCUGCAUGUAAUUUUUACUUGUUAACAUUUCUGGCAUAUUCAAAACAUGUUACGUGGAGAGAGAAAUGCGACCAGAGACAUUGGGUAGCUUUGGGUGGUGCUGUACUAUUAGCCGCAAUGGCUAUGUUGUUCAAAGAGACAGCCGUAACUGCCUUGUUAGUGUGUGCCAUAUACGAUGUAAUUAGAGCAUUUAGUUAUCAAGACAAGCACCGGAUACGAAGCUUAAGUAUUCUGGGAAUAGCAUUAGCAACGUUAGUUCAAUUAAGAUUGUCAAUUCCCGCACCAGCAACUGAUUUUUCCACUGCUGACAAUCCUGUUGCCAAAUCCACAUCAAUAUGGACCCGUUUUUUAACUUUCACCUAUUUACCGGUGUUUAAUUUUAAAUUGCUCCUGUAUCCGUCAACGCUUAGCUUUGAUUGGGGAAUGGAUGCGUUACCAAGACUGACCACAAUCUUUGAUGCGCGCAACAUUAUCUCGUUAAUUUUCUAUGCAUCGCUAACGAAAAUUGUGCACACCAACGUGAGCAAACUAAAAGCCCGACUUCCGCAGCUACUAUUGCACACAAUACAACGAAGAACAGCUCGCGCAAUCAAAAAACGAAUUCAAAGUCAAUUGAACGAUUGUGUUUGCGUCAUAUGCAAGCAGGGACUAAGCCUGAGGCACUCAAGCUCCUGUCGAGCCAUCAACAACAACAAUAUACCGGCACCAUCCGUUCAAUGCGGCUGUCCACCUGUACGACAUCCAUCACCAUCUCCAACGCCUUCAACCAAAUCAAAUGUAUCUACUGCGGGCAGCAUGGCGACCAACGACUCAAUCACACCGCCAACAUCAGCAGCUAUUUUAUUGUCAAUAGCCCUAUUGACGUUGCCCUUUCUACCUGCAGCAAAUUUAUUCUUUUAUGUUGGAUUUGUGGUUGCCGAACGAAUACUUUAUUUACCCAGUGUUGGAUACUGUUUAUUGGUCGGUUUAGGUGUGGGAAAAUUGAUGGACCCUCGACGGGGGCCAUUAAGAAGCCAAAGAAAACGAUAUGCAGUAAUGGCGUGUGUUAGUGUUAUGUUGAUAGCGUGUAGUGUGAAAACAAUCUAUCGAAACUACGACUGGAGGGAUGAAGAGAGUUUAUACCGCAGUGCAAUUGGAGUUAAUCCACCGAAAGCUUUAGGAAAUUUGGGAAGUGUCCUUAGUUCACAGGGACGAUAUAUCGAGGCCAAAGAAGCCCUUCAACUGGCAUUGAAGUAUCGACCAAACAUGGCUGAUGUGCAUUAUAAUUUGGGUAUUUUAUUCCAAAAUCAUCAUGACUAUAAGGGAGCCGUUGAGUGUUUCCAGAAAGCAAUCCAUUUUCGGCCAUCAUUAGCGUUGGCAUAUUUGAAUUUGGGUACAUCGCUUAUAUCGUUGGGUCGUUGCCAGGAAGCGGCUUCGGUGUUACGUGAAGGCUCCAAAUUGGAUGGAACUGGAUUAAGAGAUCGAACUGCCCACAACAAUGCACGUGUGUCUACUUUAUUGCAAUUAGGCGGUUUAUAUGCAGAACAGGGAAAGCUGCAACGUGCAUUAGCUGUAUAUCGUGAAGCAUUACAUAACAUACCGGAGAGUUUCCCUCCACAGGCUAUUUAUCAUCGACUGGGCGACACAUUAGCAAAACUGAAUCAAUGGACUGAAGCGGAACGAUUCCAUCAGGCUGCAUUAGAGGUUCAACCGGAUCAUGUGGCUACUCAUGUGUCGUACGGCACUAUGUUAGCUCGUAAUAGUAGUAGAACGUCGGAAGCGGAACAAUGGUUCAAACGAGCCCUAAAGUUGGCUCCCUUGGAUUCUAGCGUUCGACAUCAUUAUGCCGAAUUCCUGUCAACAGCAUCGCGACAUUCCGAGGCGUGUGAACAGCGAAUUCGUGCUGCUGAAUUAUCUCCGACCGAUUAUUCAUUGGUAGUCUCAGCGGCCACAGCACUGCGAUUAUUGGAGAAAAAACAAGAAGCGGAAAGGUGGUAUCGCUUGGCCGUUAAACUUCGACCGGAUGACGCCCGAAGUCAUACAAAUCUUGGAGCCAUUUUGCAUCUGCUCGGACGGAGUGCUGAAGCAGCUGCCAGCUACCGAUAUGCACUCAAAAUACAACCCGGCGAUCCGACAACGUUAGCCAAUUUGGCUAAAUUGGGCGUCGUUGAAGUGGCAUGAAAUUAUAAAUCUUCCAACUGUAAAAAUGUUUUCUAAGUAAAAAAGAAUUUAUGGUUUUCCUGUUGCAUAAAAUGUGGAAAUAAAAACAAACAAAAAACAAAUGAACAAUAAAAGGAAUGGAAAUUGUAAAUACGAAGAGAGAGGAAAAAGGUAAACGACAGACGUUUAUGUUUGUGUAUUUUUGUAUCUAAAACUGAAGAGUGUGUACAUACGGUUUUGCAUCAUCGGUUCAUUUAAACAUUUUUUUUUGUCUUUUCUUAUUUUCUUUUCAUUUAGAUUACAUUUUUAGUAUUCAAAUAAAAAUCUGGUAAAUUCUGUAAUUCCGUUACACAAAACGGUACUGCUGUGCUUUUAUUUCACUUUGCAUAUUUACUCCAGUACCAAACUUCGAACAUUGCACAUUUGCCAAUUGUCGUAUAUCGAAUGGGCCCAUUCAAAUUUCAUGCAAAAGUGAUUACUAAUUUGAAUGGAAAUUUUUUUGGCAGCACUGUCAGGACAUUUACAAUCCGGAAGUAUAUGUCCUUAAAAUUUUUACGACAUUCACGAAAUCGUGUUCAAAUUUGUAAACGACGAGUCAGCUUCAUGGCGAUACUUCAAACAUCUGAUGAUAGAUGGACGUUAAAGAUGUUAAUUAGGUCAAUCACAGAAUUCUUUAAGCUGAAGUACGAAAUAUCACUUAAAAUAGUCAUUUACACAACAAGACUCAAAAAAUGGUUAUGGAAAAUUCAAGGUGUGCUUGUGAGCCAAGAGAGUAUUGGAACAUGACGAAGCGUGUUUGUAAAAGAAUUGUAAUGCACAGUCUUAUUACUGGCUAUGUAGAAAGCGACGUUUAGUGUCAAAAUUGACAGAAUUCCUUUGUUCUAAUGUCAAUUUUGACACUAUACGUCGCUCUCUAAGUGGUCAGUUACUUAACCAUGCAUUCGAGUUUUUCGAUAUCGACAAAUCAUCGGCGUUAAAAAAAUUUUUACUCCUAAAUUAAGUGAAAAUUCCGCUGUCUUGUGCUGUAAACUUCACUUAUUAGCACUAAUCGUGUAUUUUGAGUGCAAAAGGAUUUUCUAAUAGGAAAUCCUCAAAGGAUUUUCACACGAUUUUGUAGGAGUUUCAUGGAUUUUCAAGGA